AUGGCAGACAGAGGCGGAGCAGCAGGCGCUGGCGGCGCUCGUGGCGGUGGAUUCGGUUCGCGUGGCGACCGUGGCGGCGACCGUGGCCGUGGAGGAGACCGUGGCCGUGGUCGUGGACGUGGUCGUGGCCGCGGUGCGAAGAGCGACGAGAAGGAAUGGGCUCCCGUCACCAAGCUCGGCCGUCUCGUAAAGGCCGGCAAGAUCAAGAGCAUGGAGGAAAUCUACCUGCACUCGCUCCCUAUCAAGGAGUACCAGAUUGUGGACUUCUUCCUUCCAGGUCUCAAGGACGAGGUCAUGAAGAUCAAGCCCGUCCAGAAGCAGACCCGUGCUGGUCAGCGCACUCGCUUUAAGGCUAUCGUCGUUAUUGGUGACAGUGCUGGACACAUCGGUCUGGGAAUCAAGACCAGCAAGGAAGUCGCCACUGCCAUUCGCGCCGCUAUCAUCAUUGCCAAGAUCAGUGUCGUCCCCAUUCGUCGCGGAUACUGGGGCACCAACCUCGGUGACCCUCACUCCAUCCCCGUCAAGGAGAGCGGAAAGUGUGGUUCCGUCACCGUUCGUCUCAUUCCCGCUCCACGUGGUACCGGUUUGGUCGCCUCCCCAGCCGUCAAGCGUCUACUCCAGCUUGCCGGUGUCAGCGACAUCUACACCGCCUCCUCCGGAUCCACCAAGACCCUCGAGAACACCCUCAAGGCCACCUUUGUUGCCAUCACCAACACCUACGCAUUCCUCACUCCCAACUUGUGGAAGGAGACCAAGCUCAUCCGCUCCCCACUCGAGGAGUACAGCGAUGUUCUCCGUGAGGGCAAGCGCUACUAG
This is a messenger RNA of Ramularia collo-cygni, 816 nucleotides long. Its product is annotated as probable 40S ribosomal protein S2. Gene Ontology annotation, biological process: translation. Gene Ontology annotation, cellular component: cytosolic small ribosomal subunit; ribosome. NCBI's taxonomy places the organism in Eukaryota, Fungi, Ascomycota, Dothideomycetes, Mycosphaerellales, Mycosphaerellaceae. The transcript has 3 exons. Gene Ontology annotation, molecular function: structural constituent of ribosome; RNA binding. The coding region runs from base 1 to 816 and encodes 271 amino acids. The record is from RefSeq and is a predicted model, not a curated record.